This is a messenger RNA of Lithohypha guttulata, 3585 nucleotides long. RefSeq lists its product as uncharacterized. The coding region runs from base 1 to 3585 and encodes 1194 amino acids. The record is from RefSeq and is a predicted model, not a curated record. NCBI's taxonomy places the organism in Eukaryota, Fungi, Ascomycota, Eurotiomycetes, Chaetothyriales, Trichomeriaceae. The transcript has a single exon. Gene Ontology annotation, molecular function: monoatomic ion channel activity. Gene Ontology annotation, cellular component: membrane. Gene Ontology annotation, biological process: transmembrane transport; monoatomic ion transport.
AUGUUCUCGAUGCUGACCAGGUCAAUCAAGCGGCAAUUCUCGAGUAACAACAAUGCUUCAGACAGACGUACAACGCGUACUACUACUCUUCCCAAGAACCAUCCAAAGACAUCAAGCGGCAGAAAAAGAAUCUUGUCCCAAUACCGCGAGCGCGAUCGUCAGCACCUUCCUCAGGACGCGGACAACGAUGACACCGAAGAAGAGGAUGAUUCAGAAGAGGAGGAAGAGCUGGUGGACGAAGACGGCGGCUCGUCUGCUCACGACAGAGAAGAGGCUCCUCUAUUGCCUAUUUUCUCCUCGGCUGAUCUCGAUGUCCUACCCGUCUUCACAAUGACGCAUUUAUUCCGAGAGAUGGUCGUUGAAAGAUGCGAUACGGUCCUGACCUGGGAGCAGCUGCGAUCUCCUCAAGUAUCACAAUUUUUGGUCAAGCCUAUUCAGCAGGAAAUCAGACAGAAUCAUAUGAACUCGGCUACCCAAUACGCUCUCAUGGCCAAUGCUUUACAAUUCAACAAAGAGGCUGGCAUACUCCCUGGAAACAGUGGCACGAAUAAAACUCGUGCAAUGCUCUGUGAGCUCAUUGCUAUCAGGCUGGUCAGAGAGUGUACUACUCACGAAUUGAUCGAUGCACUUUCCUAUGAUUUUGAUCCUCUACAAGGUCAGCCGUCGACUGAGCCAAUGCUUCCUGCUGGAGGUCGCCGAUACGCGGCUCCUAGGCCUGCCCGUAUCUCUUGCAUCGAGGUUGCUAUUCGAGCCUCAGCCAAGCGCUACCUCUCACAUCCCUUAGUCAUUCAGCACCUUCAAGCCAUCUGGAACGGCACCAUUGUUUUCCAUUCGCUGGCCGACAGCAUGCAUCGCAAGCGCUCCCUGGCUCCUCAGCAAUUGUACGGUACACAUUCCUCCACCUUACUUGCUGUACCGUCAUCUACCAGCAAUCGAACUGCCACAUUGUACAAUCCACGUGAGGCGUCGCUGUUCAAACUCUCCAGGCUCCGUGUCCCUCGCUAUAGGAACAUCCUAAAUACUUUCUCUUUCGCUAUCCUCCUCAUCUUAUUUAUUACAGUUCUCGAGGACAAGUCUUUGGACAUCACAACACUGGAGUUGGUCUUCUGGGCCUGGACUGCUGGAUACAUGUUGGAUGAGGUUAUUGGCUUCAACGAGCAAGGUUUCAGCUUGUAUAUGGCUAGCUUUUGGAAUACUUUCGACCUUGGCAUCUUGGUUCUCCUAUUUGUUCACCUAUGCUUAAGGCUCUAUGGAGUCGUCCUUCCUGAUGAUAAUGAGAACAAACACUAUAUUGCCAAGUUGUCCUAUGAUGUCCUUGCUGCGAGUGCGGUCCUCCUCUUUCCCCGGCUCUUCAGUGUCUUAGAUCAUUACAGAUACUUUUCCCAGCUUAUCAUAGCCUUCCGCAUGAUGGCUGCCGACAUGGUCGCAAUAUUCCUCCUUAUCAUCGUCUUUUGCAGUGGGUUUCUGGUCGCUCUAACUUUCGCUUUCAGUCGUGGUCCCCAAACAGACACUCCCAAAGACGUUGCUUAUGCUCUACUGCAGAUGCUGCUUGGUUUCACGCCCGCUGCGUGGGACCGAUGGACGGACUACAACAUUCUGGGCAAGAUGGUCUUGGUGCUCUUCUUGUUUGUUUGUCACUUUGUGGUAGUCACAAUCCUCAUCACCGUCAUGACCAAUUCUUUCAUGGAGAUUGUGCGAAAUUCCAACGAAGAGCACCAUAAUCUCUUCGCUAUUAACGUCAUCAGCAAUGUCAAAUCAGAUUCUUUGUUUGCCUAUAUUCCUCCUCUGAAUGUACUGCAGUGGCUUGUCACUCCUUUAAGGUACAUUUUACCCUUCAGGCAGUAUCUCAAAGUCAACCGCACUAUCAUCAAAGUCACCCAUUUGCCAAUUCUGUGGACUAUAUAUUUGUACGAGAGAUUCUUAUUACGAGCCCGAUAUGUCGAUAGUAUCGACCUGGUGGAGAAUAAAGGCCGUGUUCGAAGAACGUUCUCAGAACGCCUUCCCCGAUUGAUGAGAGAGCCUUCGAUAGCCACCUUCCGACAGGAAGCUGCCCUGGAAGAGGUCUUCAGACAAGCUACCUUCCGAUCCACAAGGAGUAGAGAACAGCAUAAGUCUACCAACACUGUUGACAAUUGGAUAAACACAAUGGACGAUGAGGAUGCAGAGCCUCCGCAAGAACAAGACCGCAAAGUGGUGGAUAAGCUUGAAAGAAGACAUCUCGGCUCUCGCAGAUUAAAUACUUACCAUAUUCGCGACUUUUCGCUCUCGAAAAGACCGACGUCUGUGGCUUCCGAUCCAAACGAUCUCACAUCACACGCUGAUCUAAUGUCGUCACAUGCAUUCUUGCUUCCUGCUGCAGAUAUGACACCAUCAGGACUCGAUCUGCCUGCUCAACAGACAGAUGCUGACGGCGACGACGAGCUGAUGACGAACGAGCACGAAGAGGACAACGAUACUAACGUGGCUCCUUCUGAUCUGCACACAGGCUCAUUCAUCAAGCUAAUUCCUCGAGAUAACUUCGCGACUCCAGCGGCCUCAAUACAAAGUCCUUAUCUUGUCGGUUCUACGACCUCUGCUGGUAGUCGACAAGGAGGUGUGCAGUUUUUGCGACCCCCGGGUCGACGCAAUCGUCCGCAGCACAUGCGCAAUGUGUCUUCAGCGACUAUGAUCUAUAACCCCCCUGCUGGCUCGGAAUCUGAUGAACGUGUUGGUGGAAACACUAUCAACGAAUCACCCAAACGGAAAUCUCCCAAGGCUAUAGCUGCACGAUCGCAGUCGCCAUCCUUAAAGCCCUCAUCUGGCCAAGGUCGUAGGAGUCCAAGACGAGGUCUUCCGGUGUCGAUUGAGCGCACCAGCCUGCCGCCCAGAAAUAGUGCCGCUUUUCGAUCUGUCCCUGAUAUGGCGAACCUUCAUGCACUGCCACAUGAUCGCGCUGACAGACGAGCAUCUCCCGGAAGACCCCGCCGCUCGAGUCUGGAGGUGGAUCUCGUCUCAGAUAUUGGUGAUAACAAAGCAAUUGGUGGCGGUUACGUCGGUGCCAUACCUUCCUCAUUCGCGAGUCAGAUGGCGCACGCCACGAACGCUAUGCGUAGAUCACAGCAUCAGCUGCGGGAAGACGAAGAGAAGCGACGACACGACAACAAUGAGCUGUUUGGACGGCUGAUGAUGGCACGUAUGAAUUCGCUCGAGGAAGGUUUUCGAGAUGUUGUGCAUGAGGUCAGAGAGAGUAUGAGGCAGGUUGGCAGUGGUUUAGCAAGUCGACAGAGAAGUCCAGACAGGGACAACGCUGCACAAAUCCAGGCUCAGAAGCGUCCUAACAAGAGGUUCAAAGAGCGUCAGGAAACAUCUACGCGGUCUUCUGAUAAUGUGAGCGCUUUCUCUGGUGGGCACAGGAACAAUCAAGUCGAGACAGCCGAGAAAAGUGAUUCAAAAUUGGCUGGUGACGCAGCUUCAAAUGGUAGAGACGAAGCAGCAGAUGAGCCAAGCACUGUUCAAGUCACAAUUGACAGUCCUGCUAGUACGAUCAGGGAAGAGCGCAAGCCCGAUACCGAAACUCGGACGCAUCCUGACAAUUCCAAAGAGUAA